This is a messenger RNA of Alternaria burnsii, 3447 nucleotides long. RefSeq lists its product as uncharacterized. The coding region runs from base 1 to 3447 and encodes 1148 amino acids. The transcript is spliced from 6 exons. Gene Ontology annotation, biological process: protein phosphorylation. The record is from RefSeq and is a predicted model, not a curated record. Gene Ontology annotation, molecular function: oxidoreductase activity, acting on paired donors, with incorporation or reduction of molecular oxygen; iron ion binding; monooxygenase activity. NCBI's taxonomy places the organism in Eukaryota, Fungi, Ascomycota, Dothideomycetes, Pleosporales, Pleosporaceae.
AUGUCAGUCUCCAACCACUCCACCCUUGCUCUUCCCCUGCCAUCCGGUCCAUCAAACAUCACUGAACAGCGUCCUUGCGAGAUUAUCGAUGGAGUACCGGUAGACUGGUCUGGCCACGGUACUUCUCACGUUGACUACAACAAGUCCGAUGUGCUUCCUCUCAGACAGGGCAAAUUCCUCGGGCAUGGCAUGCAUGGCGGAGUGUAUGAGACGAGCUGCGAUGGCGUCAAGCUCGCUUGGAAGCGCAAAUACUGUCGUCGCAAGAUAGGCGAAAGAGAAAGACGGGAGAUUGAGGUCAUCAAGAAACUCUCGCAUCGUCAUAUCGUUCGGCUGAUGGGUACCUAUACGCACGGCCCGUUUCUCGGAUUAUUGUUGUGGCCAGUCGCCACUUGCGACCUUGCUGAUCUACUUGAAGACGUGGAUUGGUUGGAGAAGCGACACAAGUUGCAAACGGGUAUGCCUCUCGAGCCGCCAGAAGACUGGAUGGAACAAAAAGCCGACCGAGAGGCAAGACUUCAAGCACUUGGAAUCCCAAUCGGGGGCUCGAUCACGUUGACCCGUGACUCCGCGGUAGUCCUUCUAAAGGGCGCGAUCGGCUGUAUAGCCAGCGCAGUGGCAUACAUUCAUGAAUCUGAUAUCAAGCACAAAGACCUGAAGCCAUCCAAUAUCUUGCUCUCGAGGAACGGCUUAUGGCUGACAGACUUUGGUACUGCAACAGACUUUUCGGUGCUAACCACCAGUGUCACGGACAACGGAGAACGAGGCACACCAAAAUACUUCGCGCCAGAAGUUGCGAGAUUCGAGCCUAGCGGACGUGCAGCAGAUGUUUUCUCAAUGGGUUGUAUCUUCUUCGAGAUUAUGAUAGUUUGUACUGGGCAUACCCUAGACCUUAGCACAGAGCUAAGGCAGUCGAACGAUAAAUCCUUCCAGUCGAAUUUGGACACGGUGGAAUUUUGGUUCUUUGAAGAGAAUUGGCUAGAACCUGAUGAAACGGUGUGCAUUGACGAGUAUCUUCUAGUCCUGGCCAAAUCGAAUUUCUACAGCCGUCGCAUUCUCUACUCAACGCCUUACGAGAUCUACACCUUCAAAUCAACUUUUGCGUCCACAAUGGAUCACCUCUCGGAACUAUUUCGUCAGAUCGGAUUGAAGAUGGUCGUCGCGUCUUUGUUCUGUAUAUGGCUACUGUACUGGUUGGCCAUAGGCAUAUAUCGGGUGUAUUUCCAUCCCCUGUCCAAGAUUCCUGGGCCAAAGUUGGCAGCAUUCACCUUCUGGUACGAGUUCUACUAUGAGAUCUAUCCGCAUAGGUUCCAGUACCUCUGGAAGAUCAAACAGCUACACGAAGAAUAUGGACCCAUUAUCCGUAUCAACCCUCUGCAGGUUCAUAUCCACGAUGCAGACUAUUUCGACACCAUCUACGCGUCCGGCGUCAACCACAAGCGUGACCGUUGUAGCUGGUCGCAUCACACCGGCUCUAAAGCUUGGGCGGGCGCCAUACUAGAAACGAUGGACCACGAUAAGCAUAAGAUGCGACGAAAUGCUGUAUCCCCCUUCUUCAGCAAGCGCUCCGUUCAGGCUCUCGAAGGGCUCGUUGUGAAUAACAUAAAGAAGCUUUUACGUCGCUUCGAAGGUGAAAUAGAAAAGCAGGGCACGAACGCCGGCAUUUUGAACCUCAAUGAUGCGUAUGCCGCGUUCGCUAUGGAUGUCAUCUCUGAAUACUGCUUCGGCGAGUCAAUGAAGAGCUUGGACAAUGAUGACUAUGGUAAAGAGUGGCUGACCAUCUUCCACGACGGGAUGCAGUUAGAGCCUUUCGCUCGCCAGUUCCCCACGAUUUUCAACUUCAUCUUCGACCUUCCGCCGCACGUGGCUGCGAAGUUGGAUGCUGGGGCGGGCAAAUUGAAUGGCUACCUUGACCAAAUGCGGACCAGGAUCGAGCGCAUAAUGAAUCAGGAAGAUGGUGUAAACGGAACAAAGGAUCUUAGUCGAACUAUAUUUCACGACAUAAGGGAUGAUGUGGGUGGUAAACUUCCGGAGGAAGAAAAGCAUCCAGUAAGAUUGAUGGCGGAUGCAGGUAUUAUUCUCGGUGCAGGAACAGAGACAACAUCACGGACUAUGGCAGUCACUACCUACUAUCUGAUUAAGAAUCCAGAUAUAGGCGGGAAACUCAGACGGGAGCUAGAGACGGUGAUGCCAACCGUAAAUCACGAGGUCUUACUCCGGCAGUUGGAGACUUUGCCCUACCUACUCUCCAAUAUUGAACUUCCAUCAGACACGAUCAAGAUGAGGUUUCGUGCUCCCAUGAUCGCGAGCGUAGCGAGCAUCGUUGCAUUUUCAGACGGCUUUGUUCUUCCUCCCCCAACAGGCUUGUUCAGCGUCGGCUCUAAAACACACGUUUUACCAAAGAUCACUUUUGAUGACCCUGUGGCACCUAAUGGCACUGGGACCUCUAUUCUACUCAACAUCUUUUAUCCGACCAAACAAAAGGCCUUACCUUCGAAGUACAUCUGGAGUGGACUUUCUAGUCUCUACGAUGCAUAUUACGGGCUUCCCAAUGGUUCAUUUCGCAACGUCACCGCUCGUACAGCCUACAAAGCCGAGCCACUCUCUUUGAAAGAAUGGAAGACAUUGAACCUACCGACACUCAUCUUCAGUCCGCCCUUUGCUGGACCGCCGUCUCAAGUGUUCCAUGCCCUUAUCUCCGAUCUGGUAUCACAUGGAUAUUCAGUGGUGACCAUGGACCACCCAUACGAGCAACCGUACCUCCAGUUACCCGACGGCACCAGCAUACCAGGCUUGCCAUUCGAUUAUGAUACAAACACAGAAGAAGGAUUUCAGCUCUUACAGCGCGUGCACGAAUACCGCCUCACGGAUGCAGACGCAGUCCUCGAAGCCAUACCCGCUCUCUCGAAACAUCUGUCGAUACCCCUCAAUCUUACAUACUUCUCUUUCUUCGGUCACUCGCUCGGUGGCUCUGCAGCACUUAGUCAGAUCUUAUACGAACGUAAUCACACAUCCAAACGCAAGCAUCGAAUCCUUGGCGCUCUAAACAUGGACGGAAGCCUCUUGGACCCUGCUGCUGCAAAUGACUCUUCUGCAGACCUACGCAUACCCAGCUUGAUCUUGAGUUCGGCAUAUCACAAAGGUGAUCCGCAAUUUGCAGACUUCGAUGCGCAGCAAUCGACCUGGGCCAAAGAGAUUAACGUUGGAGGGAAGUCUAAUCACACUGACUUCUCCGAUCUGAUUGUAUUGAAGCAGGGACUCGGAAUCUCAGGUGGUGAGGGAGCAGUCAGUGCGGACAGAAUGAUCAAGAUUACGCGAACACUUGUAGAAAGCUUCCAAGAUUAUCUAUUGGGGAAAGGUGAAGGUAUUCUAAGCGGCACAAAUGAGAUAAGAGCUACCUGGCCGGAACUGGACUGGCUGUACAACAAGACAGUCUCGGAAUCCACUUAA